AAUAUUUUCGUUUACUGUCUGCUUUACUGAUAACGUAACUGUUUCAGUUAUUGAAGCCCGUUAAAUAAAAUGUAGUUAUAUAUAAUUUAUAUGAUAUUACGUUAUAAUAUUCCAUUAUUAUUGUGUGAUUUAUGGUUACAGUAUCAUAAAAAUCAUGGGUAAAGGAUGUUACUAUAUUUAAAAAUGUUCGCAUCUGGGUUUCUACUCAUAAUCAAGAACAUUGAGUAGAAAAACUGAAUAUUUAUCAAAUGAACUGAUAUUAUUGUAAGAUGAAAUUAACUAAAUAUUUGAGGUGUGUAAAAAACUUCCCUACACAUGUAUCGUGUAGCAGAAGAAUAAAAGGAGAAUUUUUUACUGCUCUGGACAAUGUGUUUCCGAAAGCCUACAAGCCAGCUGCUGUUGAGAGAGGUGUUUACGAGUACUGGGAGGAAAACGGUUACUUCUCAGCCAAGAAUAUAGAGCCUAAGUUUUCUUUGGUUUUACCUCCACCGAAUGUAACUGGAACAUUACAUCUUGGCCAUGCUCUAACAGCUGCCAUACAAGAUGCUUUAGUUCGUUGGCACAGGAUGGAAGGAAGAGAUGUUCUGUGGGUCCCAGGGCUGGACCAUGCUGGGAUUGCCACUCAGACAGUAGUUGAGCGUUGGUUGAGACAAAAGAAGAAUGUAACCCGACACGAAAUCGGCAGAGAACAGUUUUUGGAGGAGGUACUUAAUUGGAAGAAUGAAAAAGGCAUUAUCAUAAAACAGCAACUAAAAAGAUUUGGUGCUUCACUAGAUUGGUCAAGGGAAAUAUUCACAAUGGAUUCUAGGCAUAAUGAUGCUGUGAUGGAGGCAAUGGUUAGAUUGUGGAACACAGGACUUGUCUACAGGAGAAAAUCUCUGAUAAACUGGUCCUGUGAGUUGUCUUCAGCCAUCUCGGAUAUUGAAGUAGACCGAUUAGAGUUGUCAGGUCCGACUGAGCUUACAGUUCCUGGCUAUGAUGGACCUGUUGUGUUUGGGGAGCUUACGAACUUUGCCUACAGAGUGUGCGACUCAGAUGAGAAGUUGGUAGUGUCUACAACAAGACCAGAGACAAUGUUGGGCGAUGUGGCUGUGGCAGUCCAUCCCAGUGAUGCACGAUAUACUCACCUCCACAACACAUAUCUGUGGCACCCCUUCCGCCAGACUUCCAUCCCUGUCAUCUGUGAUGCCAUGGUCGACAUGCAGUUUGGCACAGGUGCUGUAAAAAUAACUCCUGGACAUAGUCAUGUAGACUGGGAGGUGGCUCAGCGUCACAAUCUGCCAUUAGUGUCUGUUAUUGAUGAAUCAGGGUGCAUCAUACCUCACCAUCAGUUUGGCAAGUUUCAGGGUAUGAAGAGGUUUGAAGCAAGGAAUGCAGUCAGACAUGAGCUAGCCAACUUGGGGCUACUGCAAGGCGUUCAACCACACUCUAUGCAAGUUCCAGUGUGCAGUCGGUCUGGUGAUAUUGUAGAACACCUGCUCAAGGAUCAGUGGUUUAUCUCCUGUAAGAAGAUGGCUGAGAGAGCGGCUGACGCAGUGAGGGAGGGCAGACUACAGAUUGAGCCUACCAGUUUCCACAGUACUUGGUUCAACUGGUUAGAAAAUAUAAGGGACUGGUGUAUAUCUCGACAGCUAUGGUGGGGCCAUCGAAUACCUCUGUACUUUGCCACCAAGAACAAUUCCUCCAUCUGGGUUGCUGCUGCAUCUCUACCUCAGGCUAUCAAAGAGGCUUCCUCCCUCCUCGGCUCUGAGCCUGACUCUAUUAGUCAAGACCCUGAUGUGCUUGACACCUGGUUCUCAUCUGCACUCUAUCCUCUUUCUGCUCUUGGCUGGCCUAAUAAGACAGAUGACAUGCAACAUUACUACCCUUUGGAUUUGAUGGAGACAGGACAUGAUAUUCUGUUCUUCUGGGUGGCUCGAAUGGUCAUGCUGGGAGAAGAACUUACCGGAAAGUUACCUUUCAAGAAAAUAUCUCUUCAUGGUAUAAUCUGUGAUGCUCAUGGGAGGAAGAUGUCUAAGAGCUUAGGCAAUGUCAUAAAUCCUGAGGAUGUUAUCUGUGGAAUAACACUAAAAGAUUUGCAGCAGCAAGUGGUAGACAGUCACAAGACCGGGUUGUUGUCCUACAAGGAGAUGGAGUUGGCAUUGGACGGUCAACAGAAGAUGUUUCCCUCUGGCAUACCUGAGUGUGGCACUGAUGCUCUCCGGUUUACACUACUCUCUCAUAACACUAAAAGUCACUUUAUCAGUUUCGAUGUAAGAGAGUGUGAAACAAAUCACCACUUCUGUAACAAGGUGUGGCAGGCUAGCCGCUUCGCCCUAUACUGGUCUGCUGCAUUAGGAGUGUCCACAUGUGGUCCACCACCUUGUCCUGGACUGAUGGAUCGUUGGGUGCUCAGUCAGCUAGGGGAAGCCACCACCACUGUCACUACUGGACUGCAAUCUGCUGACCUGUGCUUGGCCACCACCGCCCUCAAGGAUUUUCUCUAUGCCAAGUUCUGCGAUGUCUAUGUGGAGACUACCAAACCUGUUCUGCGAGAUGGCAGUGAUGAUGAGGCUGCCAAUGCCUGCCAGACUCUCCUGUACUGUCUGGAUGUGAGUCUGCGUCUGGCUUCCCCCAUCAUGCCGUUCAUCAGCGAGCAGCUGUACAAACAUCUCCCAGGGAAUCAUGGCAAGAGUGCCAUGCUGUCUCAGUUCCCAGCUGCUGAUGUACAGAAAUGGCAAGACCCUGAGAUAAACUCCACAGUACAGUCAGGGAUAGAGAUUCUCUCUGCCAUCAGGACCCUCAAAGGUGUCCAUGGCUUCUACAAGAAACAUGUGCCAGUGGAAGUGGAGACGGCUAGAAAAGAGCCAGUGUUAGCUAUGAUGGGUGUGAUAGAGCUGCUGGCCAACUGUACUGUACAUGUCAGCGACAAAACUGGACUGGCAAGGAAGCAGACACUGACUGACACUGUGGGUGACCACUCACUGGUACACAUCAGUUUGGAGGAUAUAAGCCAAGAGCAGUAUGACGAAUAUAUAGGAACGCUGACAAAGAAAGAGACAAAGAUUAAAAAAACCCUUGAUAAGAUGAUUGAAAGAACAACAAAGAAAGGGUAUGAGAGGAAAGUGGAUAAGGAAACUCAGCUCAGGCAUUCUGAAAUGAUAAGACAGCUUGAAGAAGAGCUAAGAGUUCUUCGCUCUUACAUGGAUGACAACAGGCGGCGAUCUUCAGGAUAGUGUGCAGAUGUAUAGAUUGUAAAAAUAUUUAGCACUUUUGUACAGAAUAAAUUGAACCUUCUAAUCAA
Messenger RNA from Homalodisca vitripennis (glassy-winged sharpshooter), 3283 nucleotides. RefSeq names its product valine--tRNA ligase-like. NCBI's taxonomy places the organism in Eukaryota, Metazoa, Arthropoda, Insecta, Hemiptera, Cicadellidae. The coding region runs from base 270 to 3215 and encodes 981 amino acids. Gene Ontology annotation, molecular function: aminoacyl-tRNA deacylase activity; ATP binding; valine-tRNA ligase activity. Gene Ontology annotation, biological process: valyl-tRNA aminoacylation. Gene Ontology annotation, cellular component: cytosol. The transcript has 18 exons. The record is from RefSeq and is a predicted model, not a curated record.